GACGUUUACUUGUACGGAACGUCUAUUGGUCCAAACCUAUUCGAGUCGCUAAGAACUGCCAAGCAAGACCACUUAUGAUUUCUAAACCCCACCAGCAACUGCAUUCGGAGAUUUAAAUCAGCGGGUGUUUGCGUCUUCUGCGGCCAUGAGGGUCUUAAUAGGAGGGGGAAGUGGAUUUAUAGGCAGAGAGCUCACCUACUUGCUCAGAAGCAAAGGUCACGAGGUCACGGUAAUAUCUAGGCAACCAGGCCCAGGAAAAAUAACAUGGAGUGAUUUGAAGUCUAAAGGCCUCCCACCGUGUGAGGGAGCUGUUAACUUAUCUGGGGAGAAUCUGAUGAACCCUUUACGAUGGUGGAAUGAAAGUUAUAAGAAGGACUUGUUCUCCAGCCGCAUUGACACCACCAAAGCUCUGUCUGAAGCCAUAGCCGCUGCAACCUGUCCUCCUCACUGCUGGGUGCUGGUAUCCGGCGUGGCUUGUUACAAACCCAGCCUGACAGCCGAGUACACCGAGGACAGCGAGUGGACUCCCUUUGAUUUCCUCUCUAAACUGGUCAAAGAGUGGGAGGCUGCUGCUCUCCUUCCACAGAGUGUGGCCAAAACCACCAGACAGGUCAUCGUUCGGCCCGGGGCAGUACUGGGUCGGGACGGUGGAGCCAUGAAGCAAAUGCUGCUGCCGUUCUGGUUGGGCCUCGGCGGCACUCUGGGCUCUGGAAGGCAGCCGUUCCCCUGGAUCCACGUGUCGGACCUGGCCGGUAUUAUUGCCCACGCUCUGGAGGCCCUCGCAGACUCAGCGGCACUGCCCCCUCCUCAGGUGUACAAUGGAGUUGCGCCUGCUCUCAACACCAACUACGAGUUCACCAAGGAGUUGGGCCGGCUCAUGCGGCGGCCUACAAUCUUCCCCGUGCCUGCCUUCGCCAUGAAUGCCCUGAUUGGCUCAGAGAGGGCUGUGAUUCUGACUGAAGGCCAGAGGGUCAUACCAGAGAGGACUUUAGAGUCUGGCUUUCAGUACCAGUACCCGGACCUGACCUCAGCUCUGAAGCAAAUCCUUGGCAGUUAACAGUGAAGCUGCCGCUAACUGCCUACGCUCGUCAGAGGGGAAACGUGUCUUAAUCUGUCUACAGAUGAACCAGAUUAAUGAACAAAAGUUGAGGGGGUGUUCACUUAAUUGCUUUGCAGAUUAAAUUGGAGUCUGAAAUGUAAACAUCAGCUAAACGAAUAUUCAAAGGGAUGUCAUGUUAAAUGCACAAAGAAAUGUUUCAGUUUUAAAAAGUCCCCAUGUCUGCCGCUAAAUGUUUGUUUACCCAUUUCUGUUCGUUGAAAAAAGUUUGUGCAUCUAUGGUGUCUUUUUCUGUUGAAAAAACAAAGUAUUUUGGCCAAUAAAUCUGAUGUGCUUUCAAUUAAA
Oryzias latipes (Japanese medaka) is the source of this 1402-nucleotide messenger RNA. RefSeq names its product short chain dehydrogenase/reductase family 39U, member 1 (gene sdr39u1). Lineage: Eukaryota; Metazoa; Chordata; Actinopteri; Beloniformes; Adrianichthyidae. The record is from RefSeq and is a predicted model, not a curated record.